CUGUUGGUGAGUGAAACCUGCAUUAUUGUUAUCGGAGUUCCAGGCUCCUUCGCCAUAGCGUAAUUAUUAAUAAUAAUAUGGUUUUUAUUGAAUUGUCCAUGUUAUUAGGUUGCGACGUCGCGAUUAAAUAUUAUGUACUAUAUCGAUAUUUGUUUACAUUAUACGCGUGUAUAUAUUAUAAUAUAAUCAUGAUAUUUAGCCAUUUCGCUGUGCGUUUUGGUCAUAUUUUUAUCGACAGAGACCUGUGCCCUCGGUGCUGCAGCAGUCCACUCCGAAUUAGGCGAUUAUCGUGUGUGUGUGUGUAGUUCGUCGAAGUCAGCGUUUCCGCGUAUCUUGCGCGACGCCGUCCAUAUCACCUGGAUUACGCAACAUAUUACUAUAUUAGUGCGUUACGUAAUCCAGCCCUUCGCCGUCGUCCAGCACCGCCGUCAAUAGUCACCCCCGUUCUUCUGCGUGCAUUCGACGUCGUCGUAACAGCCAUUGCAACCAUCGCCGCCGCUGCCGAUACACUGCCCCGUCGCGCCGCAUGUGCCGAUAGAUCGCGUAAACCUGAACGCGGAGCAGAGAAGUGUUGCGAGUGACGUCGUCAGCUGUGUUGGAAAAAGGCAGUACGUGCGCGCGUCUUUCACAUUGGUGGCAGUACUAUUCGUGACAGCUUGGCAACUGAACCGGAUGCGUUUGCGUUUCAUUCUCCGUCAGUAUACAAAGGUAUACAGUUAAGCGGCGUGACUUCGAUCAAGGUAUCCACAUAUCCCAUCGUCAAUUCAUAUACUACCUAUAUUUAUCCUAUAUUUACUGCUCGUCUUUCACGCCAUGGACUCCAGCGUAGCGAUGAAUUCAGUUAGUACUAACUCAUACCGCGUAGCCGCGGCCAAAGCAUCGGUCUCGCUCCUCCUGUGCUUAUGCUCGUUCGCAACCGGUCUGUCGCCACUUAGGUUCGCUCACGGCUGGCGUGCGUCCAGGGCAAGCAUUUCGCGGAAACCGACGGUCGCGUCGGUGCUUUUGUGCUUCUGCGGCGGAGUGCUGCUGUUCACUGCCCUGGUCCGCAUGCAGUCCGACGUCCGGCGGACGGUGCGCGUGCUCCAGGCAGACGGCCGGCUGCCCGACAUCGACCACCUCGGAGAUCUGAUAUUUUUCGCCGGGUUCUUCGCUGUGUUCGUCAUCGACGAGUCGGUGAAAUUGACACGCGGCCACGGACGAACAACGGGUACUGUCGCAGCCCCCGGCGCCCGGACAUUGCCGACAUCAUUCCGCGUCCUGUUCGCCGUUGUGGCGCUAUCGUCCGAGGAGGCGUUCGUAGGCCUGUCGUUCGGCUUGGAAACCGCGGGGCCCGACGAUGUUGUGUGGUACGCGUACGCCACCGCGUCCGCGACCAAACUGAUAAUCGCUUUCUGCCUGGGCAUGGAACUGGCCUGGUCAGGAGCCCAGAACUUUGCAAUAGUUGUGUGUUCCGCUGUCUUCGCUACUGUCACGCCCGUCGGAGUCGCGAUCGGAAUGGCUCUAUCCCAGUGCUGCAACAACGUCGCACCCUAUAAGCCGCCAUCGCCCGGCAUCUUUCAUGUCGUCUCACAGGGAAUGGGCGCCGGAUCGCUGGCGUUCGUGGUGUUCUUAGAAGUGUUUCCCAGGCAUAGAGACGCCGGGUUCACGCACCUGUUGUCCGCCAUCGUCGGGUUCUACGUCAUGCUAUUGCUGCAGUUUGCCACUCACCAUCAACAAUACGCCUAGGUUGUGAAGAAUUUGGAUGAUGGUGUGCAGAUGAAUCUCAUGAACUCUUUUUUUAAAUAAAUUCCGUGAUUCUAUGUAUUAUGAUUCUACCCACUAUUUAUUGAUGCAAUCACCUAAUAAUACUAUUUUAUAAUGUUUUUUUGCAUAUUUCAUAAAGAUUAUUUUGUUACGAUUUAAUUAAAUACCAUUGUUGGGUAGAACGGUGAAGUGGACUGUAUUUUAAAAAAGUCGGAUAGUUAAGUGCUUGUAUUAUUUUAUGUAUAGUGCUUGUAUAGUUUUAUAUAUUAUAUACCUGUAUAAUUUUUUGCCUACUAUCUUUUUUACAAACUACAAAUUAUUUUAAAAUGUACCUAUUGUUGAAUUUACAAAGUUUGUAUCGUUUAUUUUCAUGUUAAUAAAAAUAUAUAUU
Messenger RNA from Acyrthosiphon pisum (pea aphid), 2134 nucleotides. Its product is annotated as zinc transporter ZIP1. The transcript has 4 exons. The record is from RefSeq and is a predicted model, not a curated record. Gene Ontology annotation, biological process: zinc ion transmembrane transport. The coding region runs from base 814 to 1725 and encodes 303 amino acids. Gene Ontology annotation, cellular component: plasma membrane. Lineage: Eukaryota; Metazoa; Arthropoda; Insecta; Hemiptera; Aphididae. Gene Ontology annotation, molecular function: zinc ion transmembrane transporter activity.